Messenger RNA from Bombus pascuorum, 2609 nucleotides. RefSeq lists its product as uncharacterized. Gene Ontology annotation, molecular function: odorant binding; olfactory receptor activity. The transcript is spliced from 8 exons. The coding region runs from base 51 to 2468 and encodes 805 amino acids. The record is from RefSeq and is a predicted model, not a curated record. NCBI's taxonomy places the organism in Eukaryota, Metazoa, Arthropoda, Insecta, Hymenoptera, Apidae. Gene Ontology annotation, biological process: sensory perception of smell; detection of chemical stimulus involved in sensory perception of smell. Gene Ontology annotation, cellular component: plasma membrane.
GACGGCACUCGCGUCGACGUAGAAUUAUUUCUCGAACUUCCUUUUUGAGGAUGAAGGAGUCGUCGAGGAAAGACUUCGCUUACGCGAUGACACCGAUGAAGAUCGUAUCGUGGCCUGUUGGUACCUGGCCUCUUCAAAAUUACGGUAUCUUCUCCGCUAUGCGUGGCAUCAUUGUGAUCUCUCUUGUGUUGCUAAUGCUAGCCAUCUUGCAAAUGGAAAUAUACUUAGACAGCGGCGACGCUGGAAAAACCGUGGACGCUUUGAUAUUAAUUACAAGCGGCGUUGUAGCUUUGUCAAAAAUUAUAUGGUUUCGUAUUCGACCUGGUGGCCUUAUUUCGAAUUUUACCUCUGCGGUUAAGGAUUAUGAAGAAUUGGAGGGUCAGGACAAACGAUUGAUAGUACGAAGACACGCUUAUAUAGGCAGAGUAGCAUCUGCUAGUGUGAUAUUUUCUUCGUACAUCGGCUCCACUCUUUACAUGACCAUUCCUAUGCUGGCUGGAGAUGAAGAAAAGGAUAUAGUUAACGUAACAGAAGAAAGUACAACGGAUUACCCUAUACCUUCCGAAUGUGUAAUGGCCGUUAUACAAUUGCCGGAUAAUUUGUACUUUAUGGUUUUUAUCAUAGAGUACUUGAUGCUGAUAUUCACCAGCACUGGAAAUUUAGGAAGCGAUUCGUUGCUCUUCGGUAUCAUUUUUCACCUGUGCGGCCAGGUAGAAAUUUUGAAGCUGGAAUUCAAUAAACUGAGCAACGAGAAUGAAAGAACGAUGGAACAUUUCAUCGUAUUAAUCAAGAGGCAUAUUUACUUACUGAACUUAGCCAAGAUGCUGAACGAGACGAUCAGCUUUGUCUUGGUUGUGCAACUAUUCACGAGUUGUAUACUUAUUUGUACAACGGGAUUUCAAUUUAUUCUCGAACUGAGCAUUGGAAACAUAGUCAUGGCGAUGAAAACAUUUAUAGUAAUGAGCUGUCUGUUGGUUCAAUUGUUUGCAUACAGUUACGUGGGUGAAUAUUUAAAGCGUCAAAUGGAAAGCGUCGGUGACUCUGUGUACUUCUGCAGCUGGUAUCAUGUACCGAAAAAUAUAGCAAAAGGUAUUGUUUUUGUCAUUAUGAGAAGCCAAGAUCCAGUUUCCUUGAAAGCUGGGAAAUUCUUUAUCGUCAAUAUGGAAACGUAUAUGAAUAUUCUGAAAACAUCGAUGUCGUAUCUUUCAGUCCUUCGAGUAAUGGUAAAUCCUGAUGGUAUUCACGAUAGCGUGGAACUGUUCGUUGAUCUUCAUCUUGCGAGGAUGAAGGCCUCAUCGCGUAAAGACUUCGCUUACGCGAUGACUCCGUUGAAGAUUGUGUCGUGGCCUGUAGGUACCUGGCCUCUUCAAGACUACGACAUCUUCUCAGCUAUGCGUGGCACCAUAGUGAUCUUUCUUAUGCUACUAAUGCUAAUGAUCGUGCAAACGGAGAUGUACUUCGACAGAAGCGAUGCCGAAAAAAACCUUGACGCCCUACUAUUAAUUGCCUGCGGUAUUUUGGCGGUGUCAAAGAUUAUGUGGUUUCGUAUUCGACCAGCUGGUCUUAUUUCGAAUUUUACCUCGGCCGUCAAGGAUUAUAACGAUUUGGAAGACCAAGAGAAACGGGCGAUAAUGAGGAUGCACGCUUAUAUGGGCAGAGUGGUGUCUGGCAGUGUGAUCAUUUUCGCGUAUGUUGCCACGGUUCUUUUCAUGAUUGUGCCUGUGCUAGCUGAUGUGGAAGAGGAAGAUAUAUUUAACGUAACGGAGGAAAGUGUACCGGAUUAUCCUAUGCCUUCCGAAUAUGUAAUGGAACUUAUAAAAAUGCCGGAUAAUUUAUACUUUAUAGUUUUUAUCAUAGAGUGUCUGAUGCGGCUAUUAGUAAGCACUGGAAAUCUAGGUAGCGAUUCGUUGUUCUUCGGCAUCACUUUUCAUCUGUGCGGUCAAGUGGAAAUUCUAAAGCUAGAUUUCAAUAGACUAGGCAACGAGAACGAAAGAACCAUGGAACAUUUCAUCGUAUUAAUCAAGAGGCAUAUUUACUUACUAAAUCUAGCCAAGAUGCUGAACGAGACGAUCAGUUCUAUCUUAGUCGUGCAACUAUUCGCGAGUUGUAUACUUAUUUGUACAACCGGAUUUCAAUUUAUUCUCGAUCUGAGCGUUGGAAACAUCGUCAUGGCGAUAAAAACAUUUAUAGUAUUGAGCACUCUGUUGGUGCAAUUGUUUGCAUACAGCUACGUGGGCGAAUAUUUAAAGCUUCAAAUGGAAGGCGUUGGUGACUCGGUGUAUUUCUGCAGUUGGUACGAUAUACCGACAAGCAUGGCAAAAGAUAUUAUUUAUAUCAUUAUGAAAAGUCAAGAUCCAGUUUCCUUGAAGGCUGGCAAAUUUUUCAUCGUCAACAUGGAAACAUACAUGAGUAUUCUGAAAACUUCGAUGUCGUACCUUUCAGUGCUUCGAGUAAUGGUAAAUGCUUGAAGUGGUAUUAGUCCAAUAAAGCACAAUACAAUAAUAAAUAUUAUACUUUUGAUGAUUCAAUAUUCAUUUCAAAUAUUCGAAAUCAAAUUGAUUUGGAGCCGAAUGUGCGCAGUAGAUCGUCUCAGUAGACUGUUAUAAUCG